This is a messenger RNA of Melanotaenia boesemani (Boeseman's rainbowfish), 4112 nucleotides long. RefSeq names its product golgi SNAP receptor complex member 1 (gene gosr1). The record is from RefSeq and is a predicted model, not a curated record. Gene Ontology annotation, molecular function: SNAP receptor activity. Lineage: Eukaryota; Metazoa; Chordata; Actinopteri; Atheriniformes; Melanotaeniidae. Gene Ontology annotation, cellular component: SNARE complex; Golgi membrane; Golgi medial cisterna. Gene Ontology annotation, biological process: vesicle fusion; endoplasmic reticulum to Golgi vesicle-mediated transport. The transcript is spliced from 9 exons. Bases 64 to 810 code for a protein of 248 amino acids.
CCACACAUCUUCUUCGGCCACGUGACUCAUACUUGGAGUUGGUGACGUCGCAGAACAACAAAGAUGGCUGGAAUAGGAAGCAGCAACUACUGGGAAGAUCUGCGAAAGCAGGCUAGACAGUUGGAGAAUGAACUUGACCUAAAACUGGUCUCCUUCAGUAAACUUUGUACCAGCUAUAGCAGCUCCAGGGAUGGACGUCGAGGAGACACUUCAGACACCACUCCACUUCUAAAUAACUCCACCCAGGACAGGAUGUUUGACACUAUGUCAGUGGAGAUUGAACAGCUGCUGGCCAAACUGACAACGGUGAACGAUAAGAUGGCUGAGUACACGAACACACCUGGCUCAGCUUCUCUCAAUGCUGCACUAAUGCAUACUCUGCAGAGACACAGAGACAUUCUACAGGAUUACACACACGAGUUCCAUAAAACCAAAGGCAACUUUAUGGCCGUCAGAGAAAGAGAAGACCUUCUGGGGUCUGUGAGGAAAGACAUAGAGACAUACAAGAGUGGCUCUGGGGUCAACAACAGAAGAACGGAGCUGUUUCUGAAGGAGCAUGAGCACUUGAGAAACUCAGACCGACUGAUGGAUGACACAAUAAGCAUUGCCAUGGCGACCAAGGAGAAUAUGACUUCUCAAAGGGGCAUGUUGAAAUCCAUACAGAGCAGGGUCAACACGCUGGCCAAUCGUUUCCCAGCUAUUAACAAUCUCAUCCAGCGAAUCAACCUGCGGAAGAGAAGAGACUCUCUCAUCCUCGGCGCUGUGAUCGGCAUCUGCACCAUUCUCAUUCUCCUCUAUGCUUUUCACUGAAAACCUCACCAGAUGAGUAUGUUAAAGACGCAAGAUUCAUCUGACCUUUGUAGUGUGGGAACCCCCAGAGUCUGAGCUCACUGAUUGGAGAACCCUGGAAGUUCCAGAGGAGAGGGACAUUCAGUUGGUCCAGUUGUGGGACAAGAUAAAAUAUGGUCCAUCAUGUUUUAAUGAGCCUACAUAUAACAGUGGGACAGAUGGAGAUUUGAAGGUCGGAUGUUCUCCUGCCAACAAGGGAAUGGAGACCAAACGUACAUAUAAGACCAUAUUUUUAAAAGAAGAUAUAGUUAUAUCGAAGUAACUUGGAGAGGAACUCCGAGCAGUUGAAAGUAGAAGAAGGCUGUAAGGUUGUGAUAAUUUUUUUUCUUUUUUCCCACAGAUGGAAGAUAUUUGUUUUUUCCUUACUGGAUUAGUUCUUUCUAAUUGAUGGAAUGGGAUUGAUCGUUCAUUGUGAUCUAUAAAAUGUGAAUUAAUAAAUUAUUGAUAUAAGUAUGUGUAAAAAAAUAUGUGACACUUGUAAAUUUAAAUUUCAUUUAAAGCAGUUUAUAUUCAAAAUAUAAUCUGAACAUCAAAUUUUUGAGAAAGUUUUACCACCAGAAUCCUAAAACAGGGGUCCCUAAUCCAUCUUUUUUUUCUUUAUUUAUUUUUUUAAUUCUCCAAUUUUGCAGGACCGGGUCACAAUCACAACAGUUUGAGCAGUUUUUAUAACAUUAUGUCUCCAACCACAUCUUCCCAAGCUAGUUGGUAAAUUAAAUCCCUUCAGCGAAUCCUGCUGGUGGAAAAUGAGACAUCAUGACCAUCUGAACUACACUCUCCUGAUUCAUAAAUCUAGUGUAUCACUGUUUGACUCCCAAAAUCAUCAUCUUUUAUUUUAAAUUUGAUAUCAGGAGAGGAUAUCUAGGACACUAAACCCCAUUAAAUUAAAAAAAAAAAAAAAAAUUAUUUUAGUAUUUACCAAGAAUCUUAUGCCUCUAUGGAGACUGAUUUCAGCAGCUAAUUCACAUCACUUUAUAUUUAGGGAUAAAUGACCGAAUCACUUUGCUGAAAAUACUGAGAUACAGCUGUUCUAAUUAUUGUAUAAUCAUUAAAAUAAUGCAUGCUUUCGUCACAUGACUAAGUACACUCGUAUCUGAAGGAAUAAAUGGUUAGGACUAUACACUUAAAAGAAGUAAAUCUACUGCAACAUCAACCUUUGUGAGGUGCAGUUUUAAAGCCUGAGUUAAGCAUUUUGGCAGUCGCCAAUUUGGUUAUUUUGGAGUCAGAACUGACCACAUUUGGACAAGAUCAUGGAGGAUAAAGUUACAGCAAUAUGUAUCCUUAGAGGCUCAAUAUGUAUUUAAUUGUGUAAAUAUGUUCAGAAGGGCUAAACCUUGACACCUUCAUGACUUUCAGCUUCAUUUACACAAGUGCAUUUAAUUUGAUAAACAUAAACAACCUUUUCAUCCGAUCUCCAUGUUUUUAAUUUAAAACUGAACAUUUUGGAAAAGCACUUUGCAUGGUGACAUUUCACUUAUUUUCACAUUUUACAUGUUUGCACAUAAAUGUGUAGUUGUGAGUCAACUGUAUUAAGAGACAGAGGCCAUAUAGAGUACACAGAAUAAUAGAAUCGGAUGUCAACAGUCUGUUGAACCUUGAGUUGAAGGGACAACUUUAAGAGCAAAGCAGUUUUCUGUUGAAGAAUGGUGUGAGAAUUUGUGUAUGGCCAGUGAAUCAUUGUUGCACUUGACUGAGCUGCUUCAUCUGAUCAUUAAGUUUUUGAAUAAGAUUCUGCUGAAGUCAUUAGUUUUGGAGCCAGCACCGAUAGAGGCUAAAAAUGCUGUUGCACUUUAGGGGACUCACACAUUGGUUUCCCUUUAGUCAGCAAGCUUAUCUCCAUCUUUCACUUUCAGCCUGUGGUUAAAGCACAGCCAAAUACAAAAUAAGUAAUGUGAGUUCAGUUGGACUAUCACACAGCAGCUAUGGGCCUUGAUGAGUCCUGAGCUGUCACACACUAAUCACUGUUAUGACCUCAAAGUCAUUUAAAACAGGCUUCUUGUCUGAUUCUUUUUAAAAGUAUGCUGCAAUGUCAUCUGUUACAACCCAUUCCUUUUUGUGCACCAUUGUGCACAAGAAAUCUUCGAAAAGAAAUCUUAAACAUAACAAAGCUGUGUGAUUGCUGUUUGGCAUAGUAAGCUUGUCUUCACACUUCAUAGCGAUGUGUACUCAGCAGGAGUUAUGUGUUAUUUGAUUUUGAUCCAUUUAAAUUACAGAAGGGUGUGUGUCUAAAGGUGGGAAGUAGUGUGUUUAACUCAGAGGGGAAUGACUGCAGAUGGGGUUAAACUUGUUCGAUUACACUGUUUGUCUGUGGAAAAACUGUUUGAAAGCAAGGAGGCUUUGUGAGAAACAUCAAUAAGCUUUUUUUCCCACUGCCAUAGGGUGUUAGUUGACCGGAAUCCAAAUAAAAUAGACCUACUUCAAUAGACUACAAAGGAUAAAUUUAGUCUGAUACCCUUGUUUUUUUUUUUUCUUUCUUCUGUGAUUUCUUUCCCACAAAGAAAAAAGCUUUAUUGUUCAGGCUGGUUUUAACAUUUUGAAAAGGGUCUCUCUUUUUAACAGCUGUCAGAAAACAGCAUGCCAUUAUUCCCAGAUUAUUUUAUUGCCUGUUGGAAGGAAAUCUUGCAUUGGAAUUUAAAUAUGGGUGAAAUGUUGCUUGACAGUUUCAGGAGACUGCAGAGGUGUGACUCCUGAAUAUUUCAGCCACUAAAACUGACCAUCGGCCACGCAGAACCAAGUGCCACAUCCUGUCAUGGAAAGUUUUCCACUUCCCAUGUUUAUCUAAAGCAGCUGGGGUGUACGAUGAGUCUGGAUUGCUGCGCAUAAACUAAUAUUUAAAACAAUUUUUUUUACCCCAAAAUACUAAAAUGACCCAUCACUGCUCUGCUAGCAUAAUGUCCCCCAUCACCUGUCUUAGGAAAUAUUUACUAGUCAGUUAAAAUUCUGUUUGUGGUCAAAGCUAAGCAUUGUCAAGCUUUGUGUUCACAGAAUAUUGCAUUUGUAUCUGAAACCCUGCAACAACUUUAUGUGCUAGGGUGGGGAAUAUUCAGGAUGGCAUGUAGUCACACCUUUCUGCAUGGGUGAAGAAAGCUGGCUUUAAAACUGGACAACCUGCCACCACCACCCCUACCCCCAUGCAGGCUACACUCUGGUGCUAUUGCCAUGAUAAAUGGUGUUUGUGUUCCCUCCAGCCCAGUUGUGUAUCAUGAGCAGCUGCAAGUACAGGGUUCAGAUGUAAUAAAAAAAAAAACCGGCCAUGCAACAUAGCA